ACAAGUACUCCUUUUCUUUUUGAAAAGAGAGAAUACAGCAGAAAGCUUACCUCUGUUACUGCACCAGGUAACUUUUCUAUUUGCUACUCAAAGACUCGGACAAUGUUUCAACAUGUAUGUCCUAGCAUGAUGGUGACUGAGUUAUGACUCAAAGCAAGGAUUAAACAAAAUUCUGUUCUAAGGGCCAUCUUGAAAAUGGAUGUGCUUAAAGCAUUUCCUUGGAUAAUAAGGAACCUCUUGUACUACUUGGUUUGGAAUCUGAAAAGGGAUCAAAGUCAGCUGGGAUGGGCUGGAACAACAUUCCUGUACUACUGUGUGCCCGCAUCUGUUUCUGUAGCCUUUGUUCUUAAGCUUUUUUUUUUUCAGUUGCUAAUCCUAGUGGGACAGAUUCUGCUGCCUUCCUCUUGCUGAUUAGUACCUUACUAACAGUGGUGCAAAUAGAAAUCAUUUCUUGCCGGUACUGCACUCAUGGGAGGGACACAAGGGGACAUCAUGUGACUCCUCCCCGGCCCCAGCCCAAGGCUCCCAUGCUCUCCCCAUCCCCUCUGACAUCCCACUUUGUAUAUACAAUGAUCAGCAUGCUUAACUACUCACUUUCCCCCCAAAUAUGUAGUAUUCGGUCUGUUUAUAUGGAAUAUGGGAUUUGAGUGAGGAGCCAUUUCAGCAUACGUAUGACUUACUAAAAGACAAAUUUUAAGUACAACUGUGUCAUAAACUGCUGUAUGGUAUUGUAUUCAAACAUUGCAUUUCAAUGGGGGAUUCAACUUCCUUUAUAGGAACAGACUCCUGAAACUCUUACCGGCCCACAAAAGUGAUCCAUAGUCAUGCAAAUAGUCCCAUUGUCUUCAAUGGGAUUGAUCAAAUGAUUAAGGGUUUACAGGAUUAGGGUCCAAGUUUGUAAAUUGUUCUGGAUGAAACUGACAAUGCCUGAGCUGUCAGAUCAGAAGGAGCUUCAUUCGAAUAAAAACGAGCAAAUGUGUGAUAAGACUUAGCUCCGUUGCUAAGAUGAGGAACAUAUUUUCAGCAAAGUUCUAGGCAGAUUCUUGUGGCAACUGGCUGGUUUAAGGCUGUCAGUGUCCGGCAUUGUAAUCUUCACUUAUAGUUCUCUCAUGAACAAAGCUGGAAAAUGAGGUAUUUGUUUUCUUUGUUUUGCUGCUCCAAUUCCAGUUAACAAAAUGCAUGUUAGACUAGUUUGGCUGCAAAGAAGAAUUCUGUGUACACUGGGGACAACACCUGAUUCCUGUCAGGCUGAGGAACUAGGCUGACAUCAGACUCCAAACAUCCUCUGGUCAGUGCAAGCAGAGACAUUCCUCUAAUGAUUUGGACUUGAUGUGAUGCAGUAUGGAUGUCAUGGAUAAUUCAGAACAAUGGGGAGAAACCGAAUCGAAAACACUGUUUAAACACCUUUCGUCCCCUCCCCUCUUGAGGACUCCUGACCAAUGUAACAGCACAAUACAUAUGCUAACAAACUUAAACAAAGCCUUGCCGUUUUCUGCUCCUUUAAGGAGCAGAGUGCAGCGCCCCCCUCCCCAAGUCUUUCCGGUAUCCCAUACCCACUAAAAAUCUCUUGCUGAUACUGCGUAUUGGAGGGUACCGCUCUACUUGCACCACUGCUUACUAAUGAGUAGAACCAUUUUCUUUACUAGGACUACUUGUAGAGAAAGUUACCUCUCAGUGUGAGGAUGGGUGGCAGAACAGGGAUACUAAGGGACUGACUAUUUCUCCCACUUACGUUCUUCUCAAUUCUACUUUAGUUCCCCAUAAUGUUAAAUUGUUACCAUUUGCUCAAGCGUGACACUUUGUUUAUUUUUGGUUUCAUUAAAGUUUUUUACAGACAGAAUUACUCAUCUUGUCCAGAGUAAAUAUUUACACAUGCUUAGAUGGAAGAGAUUUUGUAGGCACAGCAGUGUUAUUGAACAGCUUUAUCCCCUCUAUCAGGUAGGAAAUCAAAAAAUAGAAAUAUUGCAUAUGUGCAUGAUAUGUUCAUGGUGUUUGAGAUGGCUGUCUUGCACUUAAGUGACAAAGCCAUAAAGGAUAAGGAUCUUCUGUAAAGCACUGAGAUCUUCAGAUGAAAGGUGUUCAUAUGGUAGCACAUAAAAUGUGCUAUGCGGUUUCCAGCAAGAGAGGAGAACACACCACCUACCCUAAGAAUGUACUGUGAGUGGAGGGAAAGGAAUAUUGAAUACAAGUGUUUGGGGGCAUAAACGUGUGGCCUUUUAGUACACGUUUGUGGUUUAUUUUCAAAGGUAACCACUAGAUGCCAAAUGUUAUCAUUACUAUUUAUUAUGUAGGUCAUUUCAAGAGCAUCAGAAAGACCUUUUAUAUCACCCCCUCCCCAAAGUAUUCUUCAUAUGCCAUAUGUUAGCAGAAUAUAGUUUAGAAACUUCAAAAACAUUUUGCUGGUACUACGUUUGUUUUCUUCCCUCCACUUGUAAUUCAGACGUUUUUAGUGUUAUGAGUCCAACUAUACAUUCUCGUAAAGAGCCCCUGUCACUGUAAUGCUCAAAAAUACCAGAGCUUUGAAACUAGUAUGGCAAUGGUCUUAACACUGUAAUCUCACAUUUAGCCCAGCAAGCUACUAAGUCAUUAAAACCACAUCACUUGGCAGCUGUGGAAUUAUAUGGGUUUAUUCAAUAAAAUCUGUUUUUGUGGCUGAAAACCACAGGCUUUAGAAUAUAGGCCCCUUCUGAAUCUCCCUGACAGAUUAUCAUUUAAAAAUGAAGCAAAAGCAGUUCAAGAAGAGUCGAGUCCAGUCCAGGAAAGUGGAAGGCUCUUACCCAUUCCAGCUUUCCAUGCCCUCAUUUAUUGUAUUUCAAAGAAUGUAGCACUUGUUUCGUUCAGCGCAGGUUCCUUACAUUUCCAGGAGAAACACUUCUCACAGAAAAUAAAUUGUGAGUUGUAUUAGUGGUGGAAGCUGAAAUGUGACAUUAUGAAAUAAUAAAUGUUAGGGUACAAUAGUUUAAAUGCUCCUCUUGACAACCUAUUCUUAUUGAUUUAAAUAUAAAAUGUUUAGUGACUGUGAGCAUAGUAAAUUUGUUGAUUGCAUUUUCUGGUUAGUAUGUUAUGCAGUUGUAUUGUAAAUAUCUGUAUUGUUUACCAACUCUAAAUCAAUAUACAUAAUGAAAAUAUCAGCAAAGAUAAAGUGGAUACUGCAAGAAUCCUGUUGGUUGUAGACACAGACAGAUUAUGGUUAUUUUCCAGCAUUUUGUUAUGCUAGCAGUGUGGAAGCACAGUGUCAGAGAUGCUAAAGCUGUUUCUACCUUCCACCAUGGCAGGUUUAUCAAUUUAAAAAAAAAAUGCUACUUAAUACUUGAGCAAACUUUUAAAGACAGGAAACUCAGAGAAGAGGUAAUAGGUUAUGGAGCCAGUCACUAGCACUCAAUCUACUUGGUAAUCUCUGUGACACAAGUUGGUGGUUUCAGUGCAUUUUCUAAUGGACUGUUGUCCAGAUCAUAUGCCAUUACCACAACUGGCACUUACUGGCAGCCUCCUAAAAGGGGCCAAGGACUGAAUGGACAUGGAAACUGAAACAACCCUCCAUUUCUACCACGAACCAGAGUAGAUGCACACUGGCAGCGCACAUGAGGAAACUUUCGCUGCUCUGGCAUGUGCUGAACCUCUGUGAUUGGCGAAAGGCCCAACUGUAGCACAAGAACUACUGUGUGCUAGUGUGAUUCUAUGCAACAGUUGUGGGGGUUGGUGUUGUAACAGCCUGGGAGAGUAUUUUAGGCGAGUGUGUAUCGGGGAAACUAUAAUAAGGAAUAAUGUUUAACUUAGUUUUUAAUUAGUGCUUGUGCAAAACUUGGGAUGUUGUUGCUAAAUGAGGAAAAAGUUACUUUCCACUUUCUGAUGAGCUCUAGUUUCCACCAAGAGCAUCAGGUAACUAGGGAUGUCAAUCUAGAACAUUCACUAGCAUUAAAUUUCCUAAAAAUAUACAAGGAAAAAUUGUUUUUGAAAAGGUUUUUGUUGUUUCAUUCUAAAAGCAUGAUGUAAACUGGUGAUCUGAUGUCACAAAUGCCACUUAUUUUUUAUCCAAGUAGUCAUUGCCAUGUGGAGAAUGGGGUGUAUUUAACUGGAAAAAAGAUUGUGGAUGAUUUUGAGUUUUUAUACAUUCGGAUUUUAGACAGCUGGGUAUAUUAAUUACAGCUUCUUUUACUGUCAAAGAUGACUGCUAAUAAAUUCUCUGUUUGAGACUGGAGAUGACCUUUCCUCUUAUCCCUGGUCUACACUACGAGUUUAGGUCAGAUUUAGCAGCGUUAGAUCAGUUUAGCCUUGCACCCUUCCACACUAUGAAGCCAUUUUUCCUGACUUUAAGGGCUCUGAAAACCAGUUUUUGUACUCCUCCUCAACGAGCGGAUUAGCGCUGAAAUCGACCUUGCUGGGUCCAAUUUGGGGUAGUGUCGACGCAAUUCGACGGUAUUGGCCUCUGGGAGCUAUCCCAGAGUGCUCCAUUGUGACCGCUCUGGACAGCACUCUCAACUCAGAUGCACUGGCCAGGUAGACAGGAAAAGCCCUGUGAACUUUUGAAUUUAAUUUCCUGUUUGGCCAGCAUGGCGAGCUGAUCAGCACAGGUGACCAUGCAGUCCCAGAAUCGCAAAAGAGCUCCAGCAUGGACCAAACGGGAGGUACUGGAUCUGAUCGCUGUAUGGGGAGACGAAUCCAUGCUAUCAGAACUCCGUUCGAAAAGACGAAAUGCCAAAAUAUUUGAAAAUCUCCAAUGGCAUGAAGGACAGAGGCUAUAACAGGGAUCCGCAGCAGUGCCGUGUGAAACUUAAGGAGCUCAGGCAAGCUGACCAAAGAACCAGAGAGGCAAACGGCCACUCCAGGUCAGAGCCCCAGACAUGUCGCCUCUAUGAUGAGCUGCAUGCCCUUCUAGGGGGUGUCCCUACAACUACCCCAGUCCUGCGCAUGGACUCCAUCAAUGGACUCUCACACAACAGGGAUGCGGAUUUUGGGGACGAGGAAGAUGAGGAGGAGGAGGUUGAAGCACAGCAAGCAAGCGGAGAAACCAUUUUCCCCGAUAGCCAGGAACUGUUUUUCACCCCAGAUCUAGUACCCUCCCAACCCACCGAAGGCAGGCUCCUGGACCUAGAAGGUGGAGAAGGGAGCUCUGCUGCAAAUGUUUCAUCGCUCCACAUUUCAUCUCCAUCCCAGAGACUAUCAAAGAUUAGAAACCGAAAAAAACACACUCAUGGUGAAAUGUUCUCUGAACUCAUGCAGUCCUCCCAUGCUGAAAGAGCCCAGCACAAUGCAUGGAGGGAGACAAUGUCAGAGUCUAGGAAAGCACAAAAUGAACGCGAGGAGAGGAGGGACGAGCGAGAGGAGAGGAGGCAGGAUGCAAUGCUGAGGCUACUGGAGGAUCAAACUGAUAUGCUCCGGCGUAUGGUUGAGGUGCAGGAAAGGCAGCAGGAGCACAGACCACUGCUGCAGCCCCUGUGUAACCAAUCGCCCUUCUCCCCAAGUUCCAUAGCCUCCUCACCCAGAUGCCCAAGAAUGCAGUGGGGGGGCCUCCGGGCACCCAACUACUCCACCCCAGAGGACAGCCCAAGCAACAGAAAGCUGGCAUUCAACAAGUUUUGAAGUACAGUGUGGCCUUGUCCUUCCCUCCUUCACCACCCCACCCAGUGCUUCCCUUCUGCCAGGCUACCUUGGCAGUUAUCCCCACAUUUGUGUGACUAAUUAAUAAAGAAUGCAUGAAUUUGAAACAACAAUGACUUUAUUGC
Caretta caretta (loggerhead turtle) is the source of this 5723-nucleotide messenger RNA. The record is from RefSeq and is a predicted model, not a curated record. Lineage: Eukaryota; Metazoa; Chordata; Testudines; Cheloniidae.